Molecule: messenger RNA, 423 nt
Organism: Camellia sinensis
Lineage: Eukaryota; Viridiplantae; Streptophyta; Magnoliopsida; Ericales; Theaceae
Source: RefSeq, a predicted model, not a curated record
AUGCUUCCGAAUGGGACAGAUGUAGCGGCAAAAAUUCUAAAUUUGCAAGUUGAUGGAGCUUUCAGAAGUUUUGAUGCAAAAUGUCAAGUGUUGCGAACAGUCCAUCAUAGAAAUCUUGUUAAAGUCAUAUAUUCAUGCUCUAACCCUGAGGUAAGAGCAUUGGUUUUGAAGUACAUGCCCAGUGGAAGCCUUGAUGAGUGGUUUUAUUCUCACAACUACUGCUUGAAUUUCUUUCAAAGAGUAAGCAUCAUGCUUGACGUAGCAAUAGCUUUGGAAUAUCUCCAUCAUGGUCAGUUCGAGCCUAUUGUUCACUGUGAUUUGAAGCCAAGUAACGUUCUAUUAGAUGAAGACAUGGUCGCUCAUUUGGGUGACUUCGGCAUUUCCAAAAUUUUAGUUGAAAAUAGGAUUGCAACACAAACCUAG